Molecule: messenger RNA, 324 nt
Organism: Aspergillus oryzae RIB40
Lineage: Eukaryota; Fungi; Ascomycota; Eurotiomycetes; Eurotiales; Aspergillaceae
Exons: 2
Coding region: 1-324 (107 amino acids)
Biological process (GO): carbohydrate metabolic process
Source: RefSeq, a predicted model, not a curated record
AUGACAUAUGACCUACAUGGCGAGUGGGACAGACGAAAUGCUAUUGGCUAUACAGCUCCGGACUGUCCCUUUACCACAGGAGAUACCUCCGGACCUUGUACUCAUACCAGUGGUUACCUAGCAUACUACGAGAUACAGGAUCUGCUGGAUAAAAAUCCUCAGAUUACUCCUGCUCAUGGCAAGGAGGCCGCAUUUCUGCAUUUCACAUAUGACAAGGACCAAUGGAUCUCGUACGACGACAAAACAACAUUUAAGCAAAAGCUUGACUGGGCUAGAAGCGUCGGCCUUGGUGGUUCCUUGAUCUGGGCAUCUGACCAAGGUUAA